This is a messenger RNA of Pseudomassariella vexata, 1241 nucleotides long. RefSeq names its product glutathione S-transferase. The transcript has 2 exons. Gene Ontology annotation, cellular component: nucleus; cytoplasm. Lineage: Eukaryota; Fungi; Ascomycota; Sordariomycetes; Amphisphaeriales; Pseudomassariaceae. Bases 326 to 1024 code for a protein of 232 amino acids. The record is from RefSeq and is a predicted model, not a curated record. Gene Ontology annotation, biological process: translational elongation.
AUUAGUAACGUGGUCUCUGGUUAUCCUUCUGUGAGGCACAAUGUAAGCCCGGUGGUCCCUGCAAGAUUCAUCAGCAUGCAUCUAGAAUGGAUUUCUAAUCUGCUCUCCAUUCUUCUGCAUUCUGGUAAACCUUCACCGCAAUACGCCGGGCCAUGGAAAUAAGUCUCCAGGUCUGGAGAAUUUAUAAGCUAUAUUCAAUUCAAGCUAUUCUGGAAAAUAGUAUAAAGCCGACUUGAGAAACCUAUCUCGGACCUGAAAAUCAGAUCUCUCACCCCAUCAAUAGUAUCAAGCACAGCUCUUACAUCAUUGAAGAAAAGUAGGAAACAUGGCACCGUUCGGCACCUUGAAUACUGUCAAACUUCCCAACUUCGUGCAUCCGAGGUCAUUUAAGAUUUUCGCAGCCGCGAAACUCAAUAACCUCGACUUCGAUAUCCCGCCCAUCAAGUUCGGUGUUACCAACAAAUCUCCCGCCUUCCUAGCCAAGUUUCCCCUAGGCCAGAUCCCAACCUUUGAGUCUCCCUCUACCCCCGACCAAGACGGCGAACCCUUCACCCUAACCGAAUCCAACGCCAUCGCCUUCUAUAUCGCCUCCUCCGGCGCUAAAGCCGGCCAACUUCUGGGCACCAACCCAGAAGCCCGUGCAGAAAUCCAGAAAUGGAUCUUCUUCAACGAACUACAAUUCGCGCCCCCGGUGUCAAAAGUCACGAUGUGGCGGGCGGGGAUGACGCAGUUUAAUAAGGAGGACGAGCAGACUGGAAAGGUGGACACGGAGAAAAUUAUGCUGGUCCUAGAGGGGAGUUUGAAGGGCCGGAAGUGGUUGGUUAAAGGGGAGGAAGGGCCGACGUUGGCGGAUAUUACGAUUUCGACCACUUUGUAUUUGGGGUUUCAGUAUUAUUUUGAUAAGGAAAUGAGGAAGAGGUUUCCAGAGAUUGUGAGGUGGUACGAACAACUUAAGGAGGUACCUGAGUUGCGGGAGUUGUAUGAUACGCCGAUGGUUGAGAAGAAGGAGGAGGCGCCAGAGUGAGGGUGUAUGAGACUACCUAGUGCAUUUGGUUGGUGAUAGAGAAUAUACAUCAUCAGCUUGAAUGUUAUGGCGGGAAAUCGUAAAUGUUUUGAGUAGGUGCAUACUCAGGUUAGGAAUUUUUGACGACUCGCGUGUUACUUCUAAGUAUACAUCUAUAAGCUGCUGCGUAUUGUGGGACUCGCUUUGUACAACGAGUUGAGCGACAAAAGAAAAGAAC